This is a messenger RNA of Ramularia collo-cygni, 3033 nucleotides long. Its product is annotated as related to mismatch repair ATPase (MutS family). Gene Ontology annotation, biological process: mismatch repair. The record is from RefSeq and is a predicted model, not a curated record. The coding region runs from base 1 to 3033 and encodes 1010 amino acids. Gene Ontology annotation, molecular function: ATP-dependent DNA damage sensor activity; mismatched DNA binding; ATP binding. The transcript has a single exon. Gene Ontology annotation, cellular component: nucleus. NCBI's taxonomy places the organism in Eukaryota, Fungi, Ascomycota, Dothideomycetes, Mycosphaerellales, Mycosphaerellaceae.
AUGGAUCCAUCACCAUCAAGCCAGACCACAACUUCACAUUUUCGCCUGAUGAGCACGAAAGCGAUAGCGAAUGUCGCGAGAUGUGACAUUCGUCGCUUCACGGCAGGCGCCAAUCUAUCAUGGAUUCAUCGUUUCCCUGCCCAGCACCAUUUUACCGGAAGAUGGAGUGCGAUUCGCGGAGCCAAGACGAAAACAUCAAUACCACUGAGUGCUCUACCUCAAGGUGCUCUGGCGCCAUUACCACCCGAUGAGGACGAGAAAGCUCCCGCUCGGACGUAUCCGACUGUGAUGCAGCAGCAUCUCAACAAUGUACGCAAGUUCAAGGAUUGUGUCGUGCUCACUCGCGUGGGCGAUUUUUAUGAGAUGUAUUUCGAUCAGGUGGAGGAAUUCGCUCCGCUGGUUAAUUUGAAGAAGGCGAAGCGGGCGACUUCGUUGGGGGAUGUUUCCAUGGCUGGGUUUCAGCAUACUCAACUGGAGAGGUAUUUGAAGAUGUUUGUCCAGGAUUUGGGGAAACAGGUCGCCAUUAGCGAACAGGUUCCUUUGCCGGAAAGCGAGCGUUCCACGAAGCCUGGGGGCAUGCUUUUUGAUCGGAGAGUUACGAGGAUUGUCACUGCUGGGACUCUGAUUGAUGAGACGUUCAUGGAUCCGUUGGAGAACAACUACUUGUUGGGGAUUCAUAUUGCUGGAGUGUUACCUGCUCCGCCGAAGCCGGGAGGUGAUCGUCAAGCGUAUGAGAGGUAUCGGCGGAGUACUAGGAUCGGGCUCAGUUGGGUUGAUCUUUCCAGCGGAGCUUUCUUCACACAGGMAUCUGAUCUGGCAUCGUUACCAUCUCUGGUAGCUCGCAUCGGCCCGAGGGAAGUGGUGUUGGAUUCAACGUUGGAGUCAUCCGAUCAGAUGCAGUUGAAGAAGUUGAUUAGCGAUGUGCAGCAAACCAUACACUUUCAAGAUACAGAGCAUGCGGCACGAUCUGUAAGCGAUUGGACGCCAAUGCUAGAACGGCCUGUGUCGGCAGACAAAGAAAGCGAGUUUUUGCCAACGGAAGUGGCUGCUGGCAGCUUAGUAUUGGCUUACAUCAAGGACAAGCUGCGGGAUGUGACCCUGCAGCUCCAACCUCCAGUACGCAGUACUGAUGAAGAGUCCAUGGCCAUCGACAAGCAGAGUCUACGAAAUCUUGAGAUACGAAGCACACUCCGAGAUGGUUUGUUCCAGGGCAGCCUGCUUCAUGCGAUACGACAGACAGUCACGAAGAGUGGUGCUCGCCUUUUGAGUCAGCGGAUCGUCUCUCCGUCCAUGUCUCUUUCAAUCAUCAACAAUCGUCUUGAUCUCGUUCAGGAAAUGCUGGAUCAAGAGGCCCUGAGGGAGGAUGUUAUCGCUUUACUUCGACGCACAUUUGAUACUUCUCGCCUAUUGCAGAAGUUCGCCGUUGGGAGAGGAGACGCAGAUGACUUACUCAGUCUGGCGAGAACCAUAGAAGUGAUGCAAGAAGUGACUAAUGUCUUACAUGACCAUAUUCUGGCAAAUCAGGAGCGUUCCAUGGAGGCUAUUACGGAGACGUCCUCAAAUAUCCCCGCUGGGCUUGAUCUUACUUUUCUGUGGGACAUACUUGGGCGAUUUGACCUGGACGGCCCUGCGAAAGCCGCAAAGAAUGUCCAAGCUGCCAUUGAUGAAGAAGGUCUAAACCAGCAGCAACUUGCGAAUCAUGCUUCGGAGACAGAGGCCGAGCAGAUGGCUGAAGAGGUUGUCAGUGCAGAUGCUGCAGGUACGAAAGGUCCGAAGCUCUCAAGACGGGCAUCCCGUUCAUCGGCCGUUGAGAAGCCAGCGGAUACCAAGCCAGACGAUAUCUGGAUCAUGAGAAGAAGUGCUUCCACCACCCUUGAGCGUGCUCAUGGUGAUAUCGACAAAUUGUUGAGAGCGAAGCAAGAUUUGGCAGUGCGGCUAAGAAAGGAACUGAAAGCUGAGAGCUUGACUCUCAAAUGGAGUGCGCAACUUGGCCACUUUUGUCAUGUCAAGGGCAAGGACGUGCAAAAAACACUUUCAUCUCUCGAAGGCGCGCGGACUAUAGGAUCGACCAAAAGCACAAAAUCGUUCUACCUAGCCGACUGGACACAUCUGGGGGUGCGUAUUGAUGAUUCGAAGCUACGAAUCCGCACGGAAGAGGAACGAGUGUUUGGCAAACUCCGAGCAGAAGUCCUUGAAAAUCUCAUGCGUCUGCGACGAAAUGCUGCUGUUUUGGAUGAGUUGGACGUCGCCUGUUCUUCUGCAGCAGUUGCCAAAGAGAGGAAUUUGAUCCGGCCUAUUCUCAACGAAAGCACGUCUCACAAAAUCAUCGGUGGCCGUCAUCCUACGGUGGAUGCUGGCUUGAAAGAACAAGGCCGUCUCUUCACCUCCAACGAUUGCUCGGUGGGUGAUCACGAAAAGAUCUACCUCAUCACCGGACCCAACAUGGCCGGAAAAAGCACAUAUCUGCGACAGAAUGCACUGAUUACAAUCCUCGCUCAAACAGGCUGCUUCGUCCCCGCAGAGUACGUUGAAAUCGGGCUCGUCGACAAAAUCUUCAGCCGAGUCGGCUCAGCAGAUAAUCUCUACCAAGACCAAUCCACGUUCAUGGUAGAAAUGCUCGAAACAGCCGACAUUCUCAAACAAGCCACGCCACGCUCCUUUGUCAUCAUGGACGAAGUCGGACGCGGCACCACCCCCGAAGACGGCGUCGCCGUGGGCUAUGCGUGUCUACAUCACCUACAGAAUAUCAACAAAUCGCGGGCAUUAUUUGCCACGCAUUUCCACGCUUUGGCGGAUAUGACGAGGGAUUUUGAGGAUUUGGCAUGCUGGUGUACGGAUGUUGCGGUCGAGGGGGAUGGGUCUUGGUCGUAUGUGCAUAAAUUGAGAAAGGGGGUUAAUCGCGAGUCGCAUGCGUUGAAAGUGGCGAGGUUGGCGGGGGUGCCGGAGAAGGCGCUUGAGGUUGCUGAGGAGGUGCUUGCUGAGUUGUUAAGGGAGCAUCGAGGUGGGAGUGGACGGGAGGGAGGGCAGGGAUGA